AUGUCCAACCGUAAGAAUACCGCAGCAAGUCUGUUGUUACGACAAUACAGAGAGCUAACGCAUCCGAAAAAGGCAAUCCCGUCGUUUCAUAUUGAACUAGACGAUGACAGCAAUAUUUUCUUGUGGAAUAUAGGCGUGAUGGUGUUGAACGAGGACUCCAUCUACCACGGGGGUUAUUUUAAGGCGCAAAUGCGUUUUCCAGAGGAUUUUCCAUUUAGUCCGCCAAGUUUUAGAUUCACGCCUGCGAUAUAUCACCCGAACGUUUAUAGAGAUGGCAGGUUGUGUAUAUCCAUCUUGCAUCAGAGCGGAGACCCCACGUCGGAUGAGCCUGACUCUGAGACGUGGUCGCCUGUACAAACUGUGGAGAGCGUCUUGAUUUCGAUUGUAUCGCUUCUAGAGGACCCAAAUAUUUCUUCCCCAGCAAAUGUUGAUGCCGCAGUGGAUUACAGAAAAAACCCCGAGCAGUAUAAGCAGCGCGUUAAGCUAGAGGUGGAGCGUUCAAAGCAGGACAUCCCCCCAGGGUUUGUUAUGCCGAGUUCGCAGACAGCGUAUAUAUCGCAGCGUAAUGCAGAGCCUGAGGAAUCAAAAGAUGUAGGGGACAACUUCUGGUACGACAGCGAGGAAGACGACGACAUGUAUGGCGACGACGACGAUGGUGAGGAAGGCGAGGAUGAUGACGAAGAACCAGAAUUUGAAGAAGAGGACGAUGACGAUAGCAUGGAUAACGACAGCGUUAUGGAUAAGAGGAAACCUGACAAGGCAGAUGAAGAGUCUGAAGAUGUAGAUGAUGUCAAGCUAGAUAUAAAUAAAUAA
This is a messenger RNA of Eremothecium sinecaudum, 813 nucleotides long. It is a transcript of the gene CDC34, whose product is annotated as SCF E2 ubiquitin-protein ligase catalytic subunit CDC34. The coding region runs from base 1 to 813 and encodes 270 amino acids. The transcript has a single exon. Gene Ontology annotation, molecular function: ubiquitin conjugating enzyme activity. Gene Ontology annotation, biological process: protein polyubiquitination; proteasome-mediated ubiquitin-dependent protein catabolic process. NCBI's taxonomy places the organism in Eukaryota, Fungi, Ascomycota, Saccharomycetes, Saccharomycetales, Saccharomycetaceae. The record is from RefSeq and is a predicted model, not a curated record.